UUUCCACACUUUGGGACAGUCGCGCGUGGAGGAGAAAGUGUGAUCCAUUCAAAAGAACACUGAAAAGAAAUUCAUGUGACAGUGUGUUAGAGAAAUUUGUUGUGUUUUCCUUGUUUUUGUGCUACUUUUUCCACUAAUUAUUUACCAUGUUUAUUAGAUCAUUAGCGCGGAGAUUCUCAAGUCAGCUGCAGAGCAAGGUCCCUCGAACACCUGUCAAGGGCAAGGUUUUUGUGGGUUUAGUGGCUUCUGGAGUUGCUUACGAUGGUGUAGUGAAUGAAUUUGGGACUCUGCAGGCUGUCACGAGAUUCCUCAGAUCACUGAGAAUUGCUGUCAGCAUCUCAUUGGACUAUACACUGUCCCUGAGGGGACUGGAAGAGGGCACAGAUGAGUACAGUGCGAGGAAGAAGGAAGUGCAUUUGAGAUGUGCUCAUCGAAUGCUGAAGGGCUGCCUGGCCAAUGGAGGACUGUACAUCAAGGUGGGUCAGGGUUUUGCUACUGUCAAUCACAUUUUACCACCAGAAUACACAGAAACCCUCCAAAAGCUCCACAAUGAAUGUCUGACGAGGAAAAAGGAUGAAGUUAAGAGGGUUUUUCUUGAGGAAUUUGGUCAGAAACCUGAAGAACUCUUUCAGGAAUUUGAUUACAAUCCCAUUGCAGCUGCCAGUCUUGCUCAGGUUUUCCAGGCAACGACGAAAGACGGCGAGAAAGUGGCAGUUAAAGUGCAAUAUAUAGAUUUGCAGAAGAGAUUUGCAGGAGAUCUGGGUACAAUUAUCUUCCUCCAGGACAUUAUUGAAAUUGUCCAUAAGAAUUAUAAUUUCGGUUGGAUCAUUCGGGAUAUCCGGAAGAAUCUGGAGAAGGAGUUGGAUUUUGUCAAUGAAGGAAAGAAUUCGGAGAAAUGUGCUAAGGAUCUGGCCAAAUUCUCCUAUGUCUAUGUACCCAGGGUCCGAUGGGAUCUCACAAAUACCAAAGUCCUAACCACGGAAUGGAUCGAUGGGGUGAAGAUGAAUCAAACGGAAGAGAUCAAGAGGAGAGGAUUUGAUCUGGCGGAUGUUGAUGUGAAGAUUUUCACGACAUUUUCCGAGCAAAUCUUCAACACGGGAUUCGUUCAUGGAGAUCCCCAUCCGGGAAAUGUUCUGAUUCGCCGCGGGAAAAACGGUAAAGCUGAAUUGGUAUUGCUGGAUCAUGGGCUCUAUGAAAAUGUUCCGGAUGAUGUCAAGGAUUCCCUCUGCCAUUUCUGGGAAGCAAUUGUACUGAAGGAUCACAAAACAAUGAAGGAAUACGCAACGAAGCUCAAUGUUAAAGGCUUAACCUUUAUCCUUUCAGAUCACUAUCGUUUUGCUGAGAUCCUGCUUCAGCGACCUCUGGAGACAAAGGGCAAAUUCACGACUCGUCUGACGGAUGAGGAGAUUGCGUACAUGCAGAAGAUCGCUCGGAAGCGCUUUGAUUUGAUUAUGGAGACCCUCAAAGAGAUGCCACGCAACUUGAUCUUUAUCGUACGAAAUCUUAAUAUCAUCCGGGCAGUGGCUAGGGAUCAUGGGGAUCCGGUGAAUCGGCCAAAAGUGAUGGCGCGCCACGCUGUGAAGUGCAUCAAUCGCGAGGGUGGAGUCUUUGCUAAUAUUGCGUAUUUUGUGCGUCGGCUGCGUUUUGAAUUUGGGCUGUUACGGAUGUCAUUCAACUACUGGCUCCUUACGGCUUACCUGAGCCUCCUCACGAAGCUGGGCAGGGCCCCGGAGACAAAAAGUCUCCUUCAGAUAAAUAUGGAGAAACGUGCGGACUAUUUGUAUUUGGUGGAAGAUGUGUGUUGUCUUUUCUGUGUGAUUACUUUUGAUAAGGGUGGACUGUGGGCCACCGAUAACACCAAUCUCGCGAGGAUGGUGACGGUUUUAUUUAUUCUCAAGAGCCUUCUGGCGCUCUUGAUUGUUCACGGACUUACGCGAUUUCUGCGGCGCAUCUCAAAGAAUUAUUACAUCGCAAAAAAUCUGAAUCUGCCUGGUCCGGAACCAUUUAGACCAAUUGUUGGCAAUAUGAGAGUUGUUAGCUUUAAAGGUCCUGUCGAGAUCUUCAAUUUCGCUCGAGAACUGGCCAGGAGGUACAAUUACCGUUCCUUCAAAAUUUGGGGCUUUGGUAUUCUAAACAUAAACGUCAUCAAUUGCCGCGAUGUCGAGACAAUGAUGUCCUCGUCCAAGCAUAGUGAUAAAAAUUUCCUCUACAAUUUCCUGCAUCCCUUCUUGGGAACAGGACUUCUCACAGCUAAUGGGAAGAAAUGGCAGCAUCGACGAAGAAUUCUCACUCCUACAUUCCAUUUUAAUAUUUUGAAGGAAUUCCUCGUGAUUUUCCAUGAAGAAUGUGAGAAAUUCAUUGAACUCCUCAAAAUGGAAGUGCAAAAGAAAAAUGGAAGUAAUUUGCCCCCCUUAACCAGCCACGUUACUCUGAAUACCGUCUGUGAGACUGCAAUGGGAGUCAAAUUGGACACGUACAAAGGUUCAGUGGAAUACAAGAAUUCCAUUAGGAAUAUCGGAGAACUCCUCCUGUUUCGUUUCCUCAGGCCAUGGCUAUAUAAUGACAAGGUUUAUAGUCUUCUCGGUUAUAGGAAAAAGCUCGAUGAUGAGCUUAUUCCAGUUCAUUCAUUCACCAAAAUGAUCAUAGAUCACAGAAGGGAGAAUUUCCUAGAAAGCCUUCCCAAGCUGGAUCAAAAUGACAAUAUCUACGAAACCAAGAAGAAAAGGUAUGCAAUGCUGGAUACUCUUCUGUCAGCUGAAGCUGAGGGAUUGAUUGAUGCUGAAGGAAUCCGGGAAGAAGUGGACACAUUCACUUUUGAAGGACACGACACUACUUCUGCUGCUCUUACUUUUAUUUUCUUGCUUCUAGCACAUCAUCCUGAUGUCCAGGAGAAAGUCUAUGAGGAAAUAAAAGCCGCUCUUGAGGCCAAUAAUAAUGAACCACUGGCGACAAAUGAACUUAAUGAUCUUGAGUACACUUCCAGAGUGAUAAAGGAGUGCCUUAGAAUUUACCCUCCAGUUCCUUUUAUCACCCGAUCAGUCACAGAAGACAUGAAGAUUGAGGAUGAUACCAUUCCUGCUGGCGCCAUUGCUCAUAUUCACAUCUUCGACCUCCAUCGUGAUCCUGACCAAUUUCCAGAUCCUGAACGUUUCGAUCCCGACAGAUUCACUCCCGAAAACUCCGAAAAGAGGCAUCCCUUCGCCUAUGUUCCCUUCAGUGCUGGCCCGAGGAACUGCAUUGGACAGAAGUUCGCGCUACUGGAGAUCAAGGUAGUGCUCCAGCAUGUGCUCACAAACUUCAAGCUUAGUCCAGUGACCAAGCGCGAAGAGAUUGAAUUUGUGGGCGAUAUCAUUUUGCGCGCCAAAAAACCGGUAAAAGUGCGAUUCCAUCUAAGAUAGAUGUUGAAUUGGUAUCAGAGUCCAAUUUAAUCACCUUUGAGUAUUCUGAUAAUGAGUCAGUUUUGUGUGUUAUUGCGCAAAUGGGGAAGACUGACCAUUAUGAUCAUCAUCAAAGAAAUAAGAGAAAGUGUAGACGAAUGAUUUUAUCGCAUUAAUAAAGGGUCA
Phlebotomus papatasi is the source of this 3563-nucleotide messenger RNA. RefSeq lists its product as uncharacterized. The record is from RefSeq and is a predicted model, not a curated record. Gene Ontology annotation, molecular function: oxidoreductase activity, acting on paired donors, with incorporation or reduction of molecular oxygen; monooxygenase activity; iron ion binding. The transcript has 7 exons. Bases 147 to 3398 code for a protein of 1083 amino acids. Lineage: Eukaryota; Metazoa; Arthropoda; Insecta; Diptera; Psychodidae.